Molecule: messenger RNA, 1319 nt
Organism: Drosophila yakuba
Lineage: Eukaryota; Metazoa; Arthropoda; Insecta; Diptera; Drosophilidae
Gene: tilB
Product: protein tilB
Exons: 4
Coding region: 73-1254 (393 amino acids)
Biological process (GO): outer dynein arm assembly
Cellular component (GO): cytoplasm
Molecular function (GO): protein binding
Source: RefSeq, a predicted model, not a curated record
CAACGGAGUAGGCCUGGCCCCUUCCGGCUGGUGGAAGUCUAGUAACUUUUCUUACAACACACAUUCGUCAUCAUGGUGCUCAUCACCGAAGAGCUGGUCCGCAAGAAAUCAGAGCACAACGAAUGUCUCAUCAGCACGCUGGAGGAGAUCUCCCUGCACCAGGAGGACAUCGAGGUCAUUGAGCACAUCCAGAACUGGUGUCGCGACCUCAAGAUCCUGCUCCUCCAAUCCAAUCUUAUUGCGCGCCUGGAGAACUUGCACAAGCUGAAGCGCUUGGAGUACCUCAAUGUGGCCAUCAACAACAUUGAGCGGGUGGAGAAUCUGGAGGGCUGUGAGUCGCUCAGUAAGCUGGAUCUUACAUUAAACUUUAUAGGAGAGCUAACCAGUGUGGAGUCGCUAUGUGGCAACCACAAUCUCCGCGAACUGGUACUCAUUGGCAAUCCUUGCGUGGAUUUUCCGCACUACAGGGACUACGUGGUGGCCACCCUGCCGCAACUGAACAGCUUGGAUUGCGUGGAGAUCACGCCCUCGGAACGUCUUCAAGCAUUGCGGCAAUUGACCAAGAACCGGUCCAUCAUCGUUCAAAAGCAGGCGGAUCACACCAUAGAGCGCGAUGAGCAGCGUAUCCGGGUGGCGGAGCAGCAGUCCGCCCUGGCUAAACGUUGUGCCGGCAUAGAGGACGAAGAAGAGCGCCUUAAGGCCUUCUGGCAGGCGAAGAGUGAGCACUGCCCGGAGAUUCGCACCGAGAUUGCCCGGCAACACCGAAUGGGCCGGGAGCGGCACGAAACCAAGUCCCCGCUGGAUGCUCCGAAGCAGCAGCGCAACCUCUUCGCUCCUUGCGGCAGACCCUACAAUCUAAACCAGGGCAAGCUGCCCUUUACCUUCCAGGACGAGGCCGAUCACUACUUGCUCCAACUGGAGGUGUACAGACACCUGGACACCUCUCUAAUUGACGUCGAUGUUCAGACCCUUUACACUAGAGUCACCGUCAAGAAAAAGAUCUUCCAGAUCGCGUACAUCGAGGAGGUCAAACCGGAUGAGUCCACGGUGCAGCGUUCCCAGAUCACAGGUCACCUAAUGGUCAGGCUGAAGAAACUGAAAGUCAACGAGCUGCUGCUAGUGAAGAAAAGCCCGGCAAAAAGUUCCGCCCCUUCUGAUGCUGGAAAAAGUGAUGGGAAACCGGAGGAAGCAUUUCGGGGAGUGGUGGACAUCAGUAACAUUUGUGCUCCCGAAGAUCUGCCCGAUUUAAUUUGAGACCGAGUUCAUUAUUUAAAAAUGGUUUAUUUAAAUAUUUGUCUGAUUUGGUUUGUUUUCUCCAA